GUACAAGCCUAGAAGAGAAAGUAGUGUAGCUGCAAUGGCUGAAUGUUAUAUUGCAAUGAAUACCUUAUUGCAGUGUGUCAGAAACGCAGUUCAGUAAAGCAUCGGCCCGAGAGACACAAGUGGCUAUCAACACCACUGUUUAAAUACUGCACACUUGGUGUGUCAAGCAAACUCUGGUUAUCUCGUUUCCAGCAGCCGAGGCGUCCCAAGCAGCAGAUUCCAGUCUUCCUCCACUACACUGGGGUAGGUGAGGGGCGUUAACGAAGCAGCCCCUUUGCAGAUCUUAGGGACUGCAAAGCUGCACAACAGUGGGACAAAUUAAUGCUAAUAGCAGCAUUUUUUUAUUUGGUAUCUGAAUGCCGAUGGAUAAAGACGGCGAUACUGCGGAUCCUCUGUUUAGCUUAAUGACUGCUGGAUUAAAUCGAGCAGCCGGCUGUCCAGGGGAAGGACGGGAAAGCAAUGGGGCAGCAAUCGGACGACUGGAUUUUGAAGAAGGUGUAAAUGACUGGAAUUUUAUUCCUGAAGAUAUGGAAAGCAUUGGGUUUCAAGAUUUGCCAACAGCUACCAUUGCUUGCAAUCUGGACGACAGGCUUUUUGUGGACAGCUUUAACAGGGCCAAAUUUGAAUCCCUCUUCAGGUCUUAUGACAGAGAUGCUACAUUUCAGUACUUCAAGAGCUUCAAACGAGUACGGAUCAAUUUCAGCGAUCCAGUUGCAGCAGCUGAAGCCAGAAUUCGGCUACAGAACACUGAAUUUAAUGGGAGGGAACUCAAACUCUAUUUUGCACAGACUUUGCACAUUGGAAGCCCGCAUCUUGCUCCCCCGAAACCAGAUAAGCAGUUUUUAAUUUCACCACCAGCUUCUCCGCCUGUUGGAUGGCAGCAAGCCGAAGAUGCAACACCUGUCGUAAACUAUGAUCUCUUGUAUGCAGUUUCUAAACUUGGUCCAGGAGAAAAGUAUGAGCUACAUGCUGCAACUGAUACCACACCCAGCGUUGUCGUGCAUGUCUGUGAAAGCGACCCUGAAUCUGAGGAUAGCAGCCUUGACUAUGACGACAGGACAAAGAAACCAAAAUUUAAGAUAAUUCAGACAAGAAGGCCAGAGUAUUCCUCCUCUCACUUGAGCUGAACCACCGAUUUUCGUAACAUGAAGAGAAAGAAACUCCUUGGCGAUAGUUGUGGUUCAGUUGUGGCAGACAGCCUUGGUUGCAGCAAAAAGUAAUGGUAAAACAUCAAGCAUCCGGUUUUAGUUGGAUCCGCAUCAAGCCUGAAGGUUUACACUGUGCUUAACUUUUUAGGUUCUUUUGUGCUGCAGAGCUGCUCAUAAUAAAGAACUGGUGAUGACCUCACUGUGAUGAUGUCAAAAGAGCAGAGACCAAAUGGGGGCCUUAGGUGAAGACUGUGUACUAUACAUGGCACUGCUGGGUUUUCUUGUUUUGGCUUUGCUUUAAUUUUCUAGUUUUUCAUCGUUAUAAAAGGAGCUGGAAGUUAGCAUUGAUCCUUUUUUUUUUUUUUUUUACAUUUGUAGCAUAUCAGUAUGUAGUGAGUAUAAACAGAAUACUGUGUGAGGAAGAAUCGAGAUCGGCAUAUUCAUAAUGUAUAAGACAGUUGAGAUAGAAAUUAUUUUUACGCUAAUUUGAUUUAUGCAUGUAUUCAAAGAUGCGAGUCCUACACUGGUUUACAUACUUUUGUGUUUUACAUUAUCAUGGAGAAAGACUGAUGCUGUGAAGUAUGCGUUUUUGUACAUGUCAAUAGUACGCCAUCCCUUUCAGUGGAACAUGAAGUAUGGAAGGAAAUGUUGUUUUCUAACAGCACUUGUGGUUCACUUACAGAUCACAUUUCCUUUCUUGAGGGCAAGUCGUGUUACUUUUUGCAGUGUAUAUCAUCUGUCUGAGAGACUGUAAAAAAAAAAGAAAAAAAAGAAACAAAGCGUACUCAAGAGAUGCAUACCCAGACAGCAGUUUACUUAUCUUUAUUUAAAAAUGUUUCGAUAUUUGUUUAAAAAUGGUUUUGCCUUUGCUUGUCCAUAUGUUAAUGCCUACAAAAUAGUUUUCUCUUGCAUCCUUUAGAUUUUCUGUAAUGAAAGGGUUAAACAUACUGAAAGUUAUGGGAAAUAAACUGUCUUUCCUACAAGAAAA
Messenger RNA from Protopterus annectens (West African lungfish), 2136 nucleotides. It is a transcript of the gene RCAN1, whose product is annotated as regulator of calcineurin 1. The transcript has 4 exons. Bases 357 to 1127 code for a protein of 256 amino acids. NCBI's taxonomy places the organism in Eukaryota, Metazoa, Chordata, Ceratodontiformes, Protopteridae. Gene Ontology annotation, cellular component: cytoplasm; nucleus. Gene Ontology annotation, biological process: calcium-mediated signaling. The record is from RefSeq and is a predicted model, not a curated record. Gene Ontology annotation, molecular function: calcium-dependent protein serine/threonine phosphatase regulator activity; nucleic acid binding.